This is a messenger RNA of Magnusiomyces paraingens, 1656 nucleotides long. RefSeq lists its product as uncharacterized. The transcript has a single exon. The record is from RefSeq and is a predicted model, not a curated record. NCBI's taxonomy places the organism in Eukaryota, Fungi, Ascomycota, Dipodascomycetes, Dipodascales, Dipodascaceae. The coding region runs from base 1 to 1656 and encodes 551 amino acids. Gene Ontology annotation, cellular component: nucleus. Gene Ontology annotation, molecular function: protein binding. Gene Ontology annotation, biological process: translational termination; positive regulation of cellular response to hypoxia; positive regulation of SREBP signaling pathway.
AUGGCCAAAAGACCUCAGGGAUUACACAAGGCUGCACUUGCCAAAAAAAAACAAAAGCUGUCUAAGGAAGACACUGGGUCGUCCGCAGCAUCGACACCCAAAGCCGAAACUUCACCCUCGGAGCCCGAAAACGCGCUUGAGUUUGAUGCAGACAUUGAUCCCAACGACGAAUUGGCUUCACUCUACGCCAUGUUUGACUCGGUUGUCAACCCGCGCUCAGCUCAGCAGCAGCAGUUAUCAGAUGGCAAGCUUUACAGCAUGAUUAUUCACACCUGUGACAACAUUUUGCGCAUGCACAGCAAGAAGAAUGAAAAGAAUGAUCAAAAAGAAGAAGAUGAAGAAGAGGAAAAGGAAAAGGAAAAGGAAACAAAGGAAGAAAAUGGUGAAGUUGAUCCAAUCGAUCUCUUGCCAGAGGUUCUCCCAGAUAAGUUUCACAAUAUUUAUGCGCGCGCGUUGCUCAACAUGGGAAAGCUGAUGCAGGAAGAACAAGAAGAGGAUGAUGAAGAUGAAGAUGAAUUUGACGAUGAUGAAGAUGAUGAAGAUGCCGAAGAUGCCGAAGAUGUGGAUGAAGAUGCCAAAGAUAAUGAGGAUACUUCAUCAAGUGUAGAAAAGAAGGAAAAGGCUCUUCAUGAUACCCCAGCGGACUUUUUUGAAGCAGCUCUUGAGCGCGUUGCUACGGGUCUCGAAACCCACCCGACUUCAAGUGACUUGCUUUUCACACGGUCCCGUGCAAAUGUGGCCAAAGUUGCCGAUCAUCUUAAGCGUGACACGCUUGAGGUUUUUGGCAACCUUGACAGUCAUUUGUUUGAUCCCAUCAAUUUUGCGCUAAAGGACUUUGAAGCUGCUGAAGAGGCUGCUGAAAAGAAGGCUGCUGCUGAUGCUGCUACAUAUUCUGAUUUUGAAUUGGGAGCCAUUGAGACUCUGUUAGAGAUUGGCGACCAUAUUGGUGUGAGUCUACCAUUGGCACUUUCACUUUUGGAAGACCAGGAAGAGGAAGAUGGUGAAAAGAAGAAGAAGCACAAGCAUAAGAGCAAGAAAAAUAAAAAGAAAAAUAUCAAGAUUACCAAAAAGGAUCUUCAAUCCUUGUCUUCAAUUGAGGAGCAGUAUCUCACCUGGAGUAAGGACCGGUAUGAGACAAUGCUCAAGGGACUAGAGAACCCAGCACCAAAAGUUGUUGACAAGAAGGGCAAGGGAAAAUCGAAAGCUACAGCAGAAUCUGGGGUUUUGACACAGACACUUGCACACAAAGCACACCGUGGGCUCGGCAAGUACUACACGGCCAAGGCGAGUCCACACUUGGACGAAUACGAGGAGAUUGUAAUUGAGCUUCCUGAGAAUGAAAAAGAUGUGGAUGCGGCUGUGCUUCAGCGGUUAGAAGUUGUGCGAGCACAAGCCAAAGAACUUAUGGAGCAGGCCGUUUCCCAUUUUGUAGCAGCAGAGCCCGCCGAUGCUACGGAAAGUGAGAAUGACUGGGAAAAUGAGUGGCGUGGAGAUGUGUUUGCAUUGGCAGCCGAGGCUCAAAUUUCGCUGGCAAACUUGCUUGCUGAAGAAGAAGAGCAGGAGAAGUUGUACAAGGAAGCAGUUCGACGAUUACGGUGGGCUCAGCGUCUUGGAAGUGGAGACUUUUCUGAGCAAAUCCGGGAUCUUUUGCCUUAG